AUGUCUAAAUUAAAUGAACAUACAAUUGCGGAUUUGUUGGAUUUUGAAAUGGAUGAAGACGAAAUGUCUAUACCUUCUGGGUCUGAAUUUUCUGACCAAGAAGAGGACGAAGAAAAUUUUUUCAGAUUAAAUAUUGCUAUGACUUACUUACGUUAUCCACAACUCAGAAUGUAUUGGUCGUCUGUUGAAGGUAUAAAAAUACCUUUUAUAGCUGAUAAUAUGACCAAUAAUCGUUUUGAAGAAAUAAAACGUAAUUUACAUUUUGCUUCUGACGAGGAACGUAUAAAAGGAGACGGAUACUGGAGAGUUCACCCAGUUCUUGACAUUUUACAUCAAACAUUUCAUGAGGCAAAUGAUAAUUCAGAACACCAAGCAAUUGACGAAAUGAUGAUACCAUUUAAAGGUCGAAAUUCUUUAAAACAAUCUCAGAAAUAA
Myzus persicae (green peach aphid) is the source of this 435-nucleotide messenger RNA. RefSeq names its product piggyBac transposable element-derived protein 3-like. The transcript is spliced from 2 exons. The record is from RefSeq and is a predicted model, not a curated record. Lineage: Eukaryota; Metazoa; Arthropoda; Insecta; Hemiptera; Aphididae. Bases 1 to 435 code for a protein of 144 amino acids.